This is a messenger RNA of Dicrocoelium dendriticum, 716 nucleotides long. Lineage: Eukaryota; Metazoa; Platyhelminthes; Trematoda; Plagiorchiida; Dicrocoeliidae. The record is from the annotation of a GenBank genome assembly.
GCGCAUUUGGAUUUCUAUGAAUUUCGAUGCACCCCCUCAUCAGUAGGCUGGUGGUGGUCAUGUACUUAAUCCUUUCCACGUACUGCUCACCUUUUAAUCACACUAACUGGGGUGAUUAUUUUAAUUUCCACAUUAAUUCGAAUACUAAAAUAUCUUACCUUGAUACUGUGAAAGAAAUGUUCCACUUCGCUUAUUCGAACUACAUGAACCACUCAUUUCCUUUCGAUGAACUCGACCCUAUCCACUGCGUUGGGAGAGGCUACGAUUACGCUAACCCAGCUAACAUAAAUGUUAAUGAUGCUCUUGGGGAUUUUCACUUAACCUUAAUUGACUCACUGGACAGUUUAGCGAUCAUGGGAUUGACGGAUGACUUUAAGCAUGCAGUUAACUUGGCUAUUAGUCAUUUAUCCUUCGAUCGAAACGUUCGGGUGCAAGUUUUUGAAGCGACUAUCAGGGUCCUAGGGGGUCUUUUAUCGGCUCAUCUCAUGAUUACCGAUCCCGCCAAGCCUUUCGGUGACAUCUAUCCAAUCGGGUACUCAGGCGAACUCUUGGCCUUGGCUCACGAUCUUGCAAACCGUAUGUUGAAUGUUUUCGAUUGGCCUCAAGGACAACACUACUUCAGAGACAUGCCUUGCAGGCGCUGGUUCUCUACUUCUUGAGUUUGGCAGCCUUAGUGCGCUUUUAAACGAUUCAACGUAUGCAUCCAUCUCCAGGCG